Messenger RNA from Adineta steineri, 399 nucleotides. Lineage: Eukaryota; Metazoa; Rotifera; Eurotatoria; Adinetida; Adinetidae. The record is from the annotation of a GenBank genome assembly.
AUGGCGAAUAUCACUCUAGAACCGACGCAUAUAACAAAUCAACCAGUAGGAGGUAAUCCAUUUGAACAAUUAGAUAAUGAAUGGUCAGUAAAAUUAUUCAGUUGUUUUGAUAAUAUUUCACAUUGUUGUUAUGCAUAUUGGUGUUUCUGUUGUUUUCUUGGUUCAUUAGCAGAUAAAAUUGAUGAAUCGAAACUUUCAUGUUGUUGUGUUCCAAAUGUUCUUAGUAUGUAUCGUAUGAAAGUUCGAUCAAUUCUACGAAUCGAAGGUGAUUCUUGUAAUGAUUAUUGUAUCGCUUCAUGCUGUCCUGUAUGUGCUGCACUUCAAAUGUCUAAUGAACUCAAUAAUCGUAAUAUUAAUAAAAGUAACAGAAGUUCGAAUUACAAUAAAAAUGCUCAUUAA